ACGGGGGUGUGUGCUGAGGCGGGCGGCGGGGCGGACGACGGCGGCGGUCGCCCCCCGCGCUCGAAUUAUCGGAAAUCCAUCGCUCGUGUGUGCGGCACGCUGUCGUCCUUCGUCAUCGUGUAUGAGCUGCACAACAAUUCCACUGGCUAAGUUGGACACUCUAAGCCGACGUCUUCAAGAAAGCGUUCAACUCCGCACGCACAAGUACUUCCGGGUAGCCGUACCACAAGCGCUCACCGGGCAAUCGUUAGUCGCCCUUGUCGGAGAGAAGGGUUGCGCCGAAGAUGAAGCCGAAGCCGUGCAUCUUGCCACCAUUCUGCUCCAACAUGGAUACCUAUUCCCGGUGAUCGAACCAUCCACAACUGUACGUGAUGAUGGAACUCUUUAUCGACUUCAACGUCCGUAUUUCUGGCCGUCACACGCCACGCAAACGGAUAAUGUAGAAUACGCUAUCUACCUCAACAAACGUUUACUCAGGAAUGAACAAAAGCACGGGCUAGAAGAAGAUGAAGCCGAGUCUUAUAAUAGGUUUGCCGAGUUAUUAGGCCAUAUGUGGGGAUUUAUUACACAACAAGCGGAAAUGCAAUUGAAGCAACAAAAAGAAAAGAAGAAAGCGGAUAAGGUAGUUUACGACUCAGAAGAACGUGCAUUUUGGAGGCUUCGACGACCAUGUCAUCCAGAUUUUCUUGAACAACAUGUUCAAAAAGUGGAUCGGAGGUUACGAAAAGCCACUGCGCAGGGAUAUCGCAAUCUAGUGGAACGACUCAAAUUUUCUUUGAAAACGAAACCGUGGUUGAAGGCUUUGAAGGCAUCGGACACUAUGGUACAAUGGGUAGACGAACGGGUAGACUACGAUCCUUUCCUUACCGUUCCACAGCCAUCAAAUCCUUGGAUUACGGAUGAUACGAAUCUGUGGACGCUAAAUACCGAUACGGUAGAAGUGCCCACGGAAAGAAGAGUGAAACGUUGGGGACUAUCUGUGCAAGAACUUGUGAAGGAUCCUAUCGGACGCCAGGUACUCGAAACGUUCCUCGAAUCUGAGUUUUCUUCGGAGAACAUCCGCUUCUGGAUAGCCAUCCAAGACCUAAAGUAUUCUCCAAACGAUCAGAUUGACCAGAAAACCGAACGCAUCUAUGAGGAGUUCUUAGCACCAGGAGCACCUGCACAGGUUAACGUCGACUCUCGAACACUGGAUCAAACCUUAGAUUGUCUACAAAAGGCGACAAAUACCACGAUGCGACGUCAUGCUUUCACGCAUUCAGAAGAGCACGUUUUCACACUAAUGGCUAAGGAUUCUUAUCCGAGAUUUGUCCGAUCACAGAUUUAUAAGGGUGUCUUGUCAGCCGCGCAACAACAAGGCUCAAGGCGAUUAGGAUGGCGAAAUUUCAUUUUCAAUAUGGGAGCAGCGAAGAAGCCGCAGUCAAAACCAGCGAAACGAGACGAGCUGCACUCACAAAAUCUGCCAAAGCAGCUCAGCUCGGAUUCGCUGCCAGUACGGACGGCACAUGCCAUUAGGCCGGAGGCCACCACUGCGGAAUAGCUGCAUCCGCCUUUUCUCAUUGGCCAAUUCGGAACACGAGGCGAAUGAUGGCGAUCUGGACGAUCGAGUUGUCAACGAGCCGAGUACGAUUGUUCGUUCCGAGCGCUUUCCCGUCGACGAAGAUGGUUCGCGCUCCAACGUUCGUCAUCUCGAACUGUCCUGUGGAUGGAUCUCGAGCUAUCACAGCUUGCUUUCGGGAGACUUUUUCUGCGGGGCCCUCGAGUGCGAGGUCGAGAUCCACGGGGUCACGGGGAGUACUGCGACCGAGCACAACUCGGUCUGUCCUUACGAGGUAUCGAACGACUCGACCACGCAGCGUGGCGCGGACGUCAGUUGCUGGGCUGCAGAUGCCCGUGACGGGUUGCACGACAACUCGCGCGUACUCCUGCUCGCGGGCGUCGCACGCGGCCGCUGCGUUCAGCGCGCGCGUCUCGUCGAAGUUCACUCUUCCGGUGAGGUCGUACGUACGCUCCAGUAGUUCCCAGUCGAUCGUCGCCGACUGCGGUCCCGGCGUCAAUAUGCCAUACCUGCAAGUUAGAACUGUGAGCUCGAUAAAGACAACUCAAUCAUUCCCCUUCGCCAUGUCUUAGUUGUUCCACACAUUUGUGCCGCCUUUCUAUAUGUUGAUCUGGUACAAGACGUGAUAAAAUGAAAAUUUCGACAAGUUAGAUAAAAAAUCGCUUGCUGCAUUAUUUGUGAUAAGAUUUAGACUUCCUGGUCAGUGAGAGCGAAUAAUAAAAGAUAAUUUGAUUUCUGGAAAGAAC
Messenger RNA from Cylicocyclus nassatus, 2304 nucleotides. NCBI's taxonomy places the organism in Eukaryota, Metazoa, Nematoda, Chromadorea, Rhabditida, Strongylidae. The record is from the annotation of a GenBank genome assembly.